AUGUUGCGACUGGUUGUACUUUGAUAAGUCUUCAUCAUAAUAUCAUCAAAAUGAUUUAUUCAAGAUUGUACUUUCCAUAAAUGAUGUGUUCAUUUAAAGUGACUUAAUUAGACUAAAUAAUUUUACAAGUAACUUUUCUGCGGUUUAGACUAAUCUGAAGAAUCUGAAAAUAAAAAAAAGAAAUAAGUACAAUCCUUUUUUUUGUGAGACAUUUUUUUGCUUGUUAUUUAAUAAAAAUUUUCUAAAGAAAUUAAUAAUUGAAAAUAAUUAUGAGGAUAUAUUUAUUAGUAUGUUUGACAAUCUUGAUUGUCGAAAAUAGUACAGCAAUUGGAGACGAAAAUUUAUUCAAAGUUGAAAAUAAUGUCGCUGGUAAAUCGGCCAUGGAUCAAAAAUUAAAAAAUUUCAUAGAAGGACUUAAGGAAAUGAUGAAAAACGGAAAUAAAACUUUAGGUGUUCCUCGUUUAGAUCCUUUUCAAUCGAAACCACUUGAUAUGGCUAUGAAUGCUGAUGAUUUUAUGGGCAAAUUCUUUACUUCGAGUGUAAGCGUUGAGGGUUUGUCAAAUUUUAUUGUAAAUAGAGCUACAUUAAAAAUCGUAGGUUUAAAAAUGAAUAUUUCUCUCGAAUGGCCAAAAAUUGAAGGAAAAAUUUUAAAUUAUACCAUAUCCGAUGGUCGACUAAUGAAUUUUGUCAACUUUUUUGGUCAUGGAAGUGCAAAAUUUCUCAUUCAGGAUAUAAAAUUUUCCAUUGAAAUGUCUGUAGCUGUUAAUACGACAACCAAAUUUCUUUUUAUCAAGGAAGUACAAACUUCUAUUUCCAUUGGUGAUGGUAAAAAAAAUGACAAUAUUGAGUUUUAUACUGAAGGACUCUACAAUGAUCUUGAAUUAUCUCAACUGUUUAGUGGUGUCAUUUCUGAAUUAGCACCAGCGGCCUUUGAUACUUAUUACAAUCAAAUAAUAAGUACAUUAAAUAAAUUAAUAACAGAUGCUGGAAAUAAAUUUUUGGAUAAAAAAACAAUGAAAGAUCUGUUAACACUUGUAUCGUAAACGUGAAAAAUUUUUUUUGAAUUAAUUUCCGUCACACUAAUUAUGUAUACAGUACGAAAACCUACCACGUCAGUCAUAUCCCAUGAGUGGGAGUGAGACAGACUUAUGCGAUUCCCAUACUUUCCUA
This is a messenger RNA of Leptopilina heterotoma, 1170 nucleotides long. RefSeq lists its product as uncharacterized. The transcript has 5 exons. The record is from RefSeq and is a predicted model, not a curated record. Lineage: Eukaryota; Metazoa; Arthropoda; Insecta; Hymenoptera; Figitidae. Bases 270 to 1043 code for a protein of 257 amino acids.